Molecule: messenger RNA, 2916 nt
Organism: Paramecium pentaurelia
Lineage: Eukaryota; Ciliophora; Oligohymenophorea; Peniculida; Parameciidae
Source: the annotation of a GenBank genome assembly
AUGUCAAUUAUUGUUAAAAAAUUUCUAAAGACAAACCUUUUAGAAAAGCAACACUUUAAUAAACAUACUGAAAGAGAAAGAAAACGAUUGGAGUACAUUUAUAAAUCAAUAUUGGAUCGUAAAGCCUAUCUUUGUUUAUCACCUACUGAACAAUACAUUUUGAACGAUAAAGUAUUUGCAUUGAUUCUUAUUUAAAAGUCAUUAGAUCAUUCAAGAUAAGAGUAGCGAAUUUAUGAUUUCAAAACUCCUUUUGAUAAUGAUAAUUGUGCUGAAAAGAAAGAGAGAUCAAAGGAAAUGACAUUAACCAUGGCACUUUCAUCAAUGAAAAAUAGUAAUCAAAUUUAGUAAAGAACAAUGUCUAAAAAGAGACUAACCUUUUUAGAAUCUAUUGUAUUUUCUCCAGAUGGAACUAUUAAAAUUCUUUGGGAUUUUUUAUGUAUGCUUCUAAUAUUUUAUGAAAUAUUGUCUAUCCCUUUUAGAAUUAGUUUUGAUUUCGAAAUAAGUAAUGAUCUAAGUACAUUUAUCACUACUAUUUUCUUAAUUGAUAUUGCAAUAACAUUUAAUACUGCAGUUUGGAUAAAAGGGACAAUCAAUUAUAAAUAUUCAGUGAUAUUUAGAUAGUAUAUGAAACUUUGGUUUUGGCUGGAUUUAAUUGCAUCUUUCCCCUAUGAUAUGGUAUUAAACGAAACAAUCAUAAUUAGAUUAUAGAAUCUGUAUUAGUAACAGAUACCAAUGAAACUGAUUAAAGUACCAAAAAUAUUGAAUCUUCUAAAACUUUACAAUAAAGUGCUUAAAUUUUAAGACUAUUAAAAUUCUUUAGAUUUAUUAAAAUCAUAAGAUUACUUCGAUUAGCAAAAUUAAAAGUGAUUUUUGAUAAAAUUGAAGAACAAUUACAAACAUAUACUACUAUAAAUACAAUUGCCAGCUUUCUUAAAUUAAGUUUUUUUGUAUUAUUUUGGUCACAUUGGUUAGGAUGCAUCUUUCAUUUUGUAGGAAUGAAUGAAGAUCCUAAUCAUAAUUGGUUAGUCAUUGCUGGAAUAUAUGAUUCUCCAAUAGAAGUAAGAUAUGUAACAUCAAUUUACUGGGCUGUCACAACUAUGAUUACUGUUGGUUAUGGAGACAUAUCACCUUAAACAACAACUGAGAGAUUUUGUGGAAUCUUCUUUUUAUUGGUAGCUUGUGGAGUAUUAUCAUUUACAAUGAAUUCUAUAGGAAAUACUAUGUAAUAAAUGAGUUAAAAAAAAGAUUAAUAAAAAAAGAAUAUUGCUGAAAUCAAUAAUUAUAUGCAAAAAGUAAAAAUACCAAAACAUCUAUAAUAAAGAGUAAGAAAAUAUUUAUAAUAUAUAUGGGAUUCAAGUAGACUUAUUAAAUUAGAUGCUAUAACUAUUAAUUUAUCUUAAGAAUUGAAAUAGUUAUUAACUGUUCAUGUUAAUGGUAAUAUAUUAGCUACAUAUACAAAUUUCUGUAAAACUUUCUCUCGUGUUCUCCUCUUAGAUAUUACUUAAAUUUUAUUUGAAUAAACUGCACAACCAGAUGAAUAUAUCAUUAUUGAAGAUAAUCCAAAAAAUUCACAUCAUUUAUAUUUUAUCUAAGAUGGUUUAAUUAAUAUAGUAUUACCUAAAACAAGAUAAGUUGUAGCUAAAUUAACUAAUAAAUAAAUCUUUGGAGAAAUCAAUUUUUUUGGAAAUGUAGGUAGAACUGCAUCUGCUAAAAGUGAAGGAUUCAGUGAUUUAUUUGUUCUUAAAAGAGAUGAUUUUUUAUAAAUAUUAUAAAAAUAUCCUAAAGAUUUUGAGAAAUUCUAUUUAAUUUAAGAAGAAGUUAAUAAAAAUUAAUUUUAAGUACUUUAAAUACAUUGUUUUGCUUGUGAAUUACCAGGACAUGUAGUAAGAGAUUGUCCAUAAUUACAUUUUAUUGUAGAUCUUUAUGUAUAUAAUAAAACAAAAAAUAGAUGUAUAAGAUAAAUAAUGAAAGAAUAUGUAAGGAAAGAUAGAAUACAUUUUAAUGCUAUUAAACAUUAAUAUCUUAUUAAGAAAGAAGCUUUAAGUAUAUAAACAGUAAUUCCAAUGAUAGGAUUUAUUAUAGAAGAAUGCAAUUUGGAAGAUGCAUAAUUUAAAACUAUUCAAUUUAAAAGUAUUCCUUAACCUUUUAAAAUUAAAUCAAAAUUUAAAGAAGAUAGAAGUAGAAGAAGAGAAAUUUAAAAAGUUAUGCGUGCAUAAUAGAGUCAAGUUUAAAUGAUUAAUCAAAAGCAAAAUGAUAUCUAUAAUCUUACUAAAUCUCUUUCUUAAUUAAUUUAAUCUUCAACACCUUCAUUAAAUUUGCUUAGUAGUAGUAUAAGUCAUAGUAAAAUUAAUGAAAACUAAAGUUCAGAUGAAUAAAGUGAUUCUUAAACAAUUUAAUAAAAAUUGGAUGAAAUUAUAUUAGAAUAUCAAGUUUAAAAAGAAAAUUAAAUUUAAGAGAAUCUCUUUAUUUAAAAUAAAAGCUAAUAAACUUACUCAUUAAUUGAUCUUUUUGAAUUUGGAUUUGAUUUUGAAAUUUAUAACACACACAAUAAUUUGACUGUUGUUUUAAAAGAAGUUUAAAAAUAUUAUAAUGGUGCUCAAAUUAAACCAAAAAUAGAUACUGAAUAUGAGUAAGACUCUUAUAUUUUAUAAUAGUGUUAAUGUUUUUGAAGAAUAUUUGGAUUAUUAUGCAAUUAAUAUGGAAGAUAUUAAUAGAUUUAAACUUGAAGUUAAGCCAGAAAGAUUAAAGCAAUUUUUACCAUAUACUACAUUAGUUGAAAUUAAAUAAUCAAGACAAGUUUUUUUAUUUUAUUUAUUAUUAUAGUUUAAAUAAAAUUAAGGACGCAUUAAAAAUCCAUUAAGAUAAUCUGAAGUUAGUUCUUCUGAACAUUAUUCAAAAAGAAUGUGGAUAAGUUGA